AUGGAGUCAACAGCAGUCCUCUGCAUCAUCCUCUCCUUCUUCAUCAACACCCACGCCAUCACAGCCUCCCCACCACCUCUCCUCCCCAAACAAGCCCUUCCCACCAAGUCAGGCUACCUCCCAGUCAACCCCACCACUUCCUCUGCAAUAUUCUACACCUUCUAUGAAGCCCAUCGCCCUACUUCUCCUCUUUCCCAAACCCCGCUCCUCAUUUGGCUCCAGGGCGGCCCCGGCUGCUCCUCCAUGAUCGGCAACUUCUUCGAGCUCGGUCCGUGGCGCGUCAAUUUCCACAAACACCCCUCUGAACCCCUCACCCUCCGACCCAACUCUGCUUCCUGGAACCGCAUUUUCGGCUUGGUUUUUCUCGACAAUCCUAUCGGAACUGGGUUUAGCAUCGCUUCCUCACCUGAAGAGAUUCCGGGAAACCAGCUUGCCGUUGCACGUGAUCUGUUCGCUGCAAUCACCAAGUUCAUUGAGCUUGAUCCUGUCUUCAAGUCGAGGCCUGUGUACAUAACCGGUGAGAGCUAUGCAGGUAAGUAUAUUCCGGCAAUUGGGUACUACAUUGUGCAGAGGAAUAUUGAAGCUGAGAGUUCCGGGUCCGAUCGGGUUGUGAAUUUAUCUGGAGUUGCUAUAGGAAAUGGGGAGACAGACCCGGUGAUCCAAGUGGAAACUCAGGCUGCAAAUGCGUAUUAUUCGGGUUUGAUCAAUGAGAGGCAGAGGAAGGAGCUGGAGGAGCUUCAGUUUGAGGCAGUGGAGUUUCUAAAGAAGAAAUGGAGCGAGGCGAAAAUUGCAAGAAGCAGAGUGUUGAAUAGGCUGCAGGACAUGACAGGGUUGCCUACAUUGUAUGAUAUAAGAAGGAAUGCAAGCUACGAGACACAUUUGAUUGGGGAGUUGUUGAGGAAUGAAGAGGUGAGGAAGGCUUUAGGGGUGUCAAAUGAGUCCAGGGUUUUCGAGGAAUGUAGCCAUUUGGUGGGGGAGGUGUUGCAUGAGGAUAUGAUGAAGAGUGUGAAGUACAUGGUGGAGGAGUUGGUGAGGAAGAGCAAGGUGUUGUUGUACCAGGGGCAGUUUGAUAUGAGAUGCGGCGUGGUUGCGAAUGAGGCUUGGGUGAAGAUGAUGAAAUGGGAAGGGAUAGAGAGGUUUAUGUCGGCGGAAAGGAGAGUUUGGAGAUUGGGUGGAGAGGUUGCUGGUUAUGUUCAGAAAUGGGGGAGUUUGAGCUUUGUUUUGGUCUCAGGGGCUGGUCAUCUUGUGCCUGCAGACCAGCCAUUGAGAGCUCAAGCAAUGAUUGAAGACUGGGUUUUAGGUAAAGGUUUAUUUGCCAAUGUGGAAGAAGAUAACCUGUCAUCAGUAUGAACUAAAUGAUAUUGCUUUUACUGCUGUAUUAGAUUUGGGAGAGGAAUCAGGUUUGAGCUGAUCAGCACAUCAAAAUUGGAUAAUAUGAAAGCAAAUAAUCUUGCUUUUACUGUCAUCGAAUCCUCUUCAACAAUGGAUUUUAUAUAUAAUAAUGUAUCAUUCAUUUAGUAGUUGGGAUUGCAGAACAGGACUUGGCCAAUGUUUGAAUACUCUUAAAUUUUAGGGGCACAAUUACAUUAGAGA
Messenger RNA from Argentina anserina (silverweed cinquefoil), 1593 nucleotides. Its product is annotated as serine carboxypeptidase-like 50. NCBI's taxonomy places the organism in Eukaryota, Viridiplantae, Streptophyta, Magnoliopsida, Rosales, Rosaceae. Gene Ontology annotation, biological process: proteolysis. The record is from RefSeq and is a predicted model, not a curated record. Gene Ontology annotation, molecular function: serine-type carboxypeptidase activity.